UUAUGGGUGGUUCCUCAUUCUAACUCAACAACAUUGAAAUGGUCGAAUUUGGAGAACCAGCUCCUAUCCGUGUGCCCGUCAUGUUCUGUUCCGUAUUACUUCUACCCUCAGACUACAUGUUCCUCGCCCCCUGCAGUUUAUCUAUUGAAGUUUCUUUGCUGUGACCGUAAUGGAUUAUUGCAUGAUGUCACUGAAAUUCUGUCUGAUCUUGAGCUUUCGAUUCAAAGGGUGAAAGUGACAACAACACCAGAUGACAGGGUCUUGGACCUGUUCUUCAUAACAGAUAACAUGGAUCUUCUGCACACAAAGGAGCGGCAAGAUAAGACAUUGAAACAGUUGCAAGCCGUAUUGGGUGAGUCGUGUACCAGUUGCGAACUUCAGUUGGUAGGUCCUCAGUAUGAUCCCCACCAUGGCAUUCCUUCUCUGUCUCCAUUAGUAGCUGAAGAGCUAUUUAGGUGUGAGCUGUUGGAUAAAGAAAUCCGUUCUCAAGCUCUUAGUCCUGAUAUGACGAAAUUCAAGAAAGCUAAUGUAACAAUAGACAACUCAUUGAGCCCAGCACAUACAUUACUUCAGAUCCACUGUGCUGAUCACAAGGGUCUCUUGUAUGACAUUAUGAGAACUUUGAAAGACAGCAACAUCAAGGUUCUUACUGAGGGUAAACAAAAGGAUGUACUUAAAGCUGCUGGUGCAUUGUCUUCACAUAUUUGUGAGGUUUAGGCAAGGUUAAUGUGCAUCACAUUUAUGGACAAGUAUCGUGGGGGUUAAUGUUGGGAUAGAAUGACUUUGUUGGAUAUAUGGAUGAAUGUAUUGAAUCUUUACCUAAAUAAAUGUGUUUUGGGUUGUCA
Messenger RNA from Rosa rugosa (rugosa rose), 845 nucleotides. RefSeq names its product ACT domain-containing protein ACR9-like. The transcript is spliced from 4 exons. NCBI's taxonomy places the organism in Eukaryota, Viridiplantae, Streptophyta, Magnoliopsida, Rosales, Rosaceae. The record is from RefSeq and is a predicted model, not a curated record. The annotation marks the transcript as partial.